AGUGAAUCAAAAUCAACGUGGUAACUGCUAAAGAAAAAGGCAGAAGCUGACACGACCCUUUUAGUGUCUGACAAGCGUCGUCUUCGCCUUUGUUUCAGAUUCCCAGUUCAGGGAAGUUCCAUCUCAAUCUUAAUCGGUUUCGCUUCCCCUGACUUCCAUCUUUCAUCUUCCGUGUCUCCGCUGCGAUUCUAGACAGAUCUCCACCUUCCCACUUGGGCACGUGAGAUCUAAUCCACCUCUCCCCCAUCUACAGAGAACUUUUCAUUUGUUCAAUGGAAUGUGGAAUAAAUUGAGAGAGUAUGGCAGCUGCAGAAGCAAGGGCUGCAUGGCAGAGAGCUGCUAACCGUUGCUUUGUACAAGAAGAUGCCAAAAGAGCUCCUAAGCUAGCAUGUUGCCAAUCGUCAUCUUCAACAUCCAAACAAGUGGAUGCAGGACCUGCUGGUUCUACUGAGGAGGGAGAUCGUUUUGGCUUAGGUUUCAUGCCUUUUAACAGGAAACCUUCAUUUACCAAUUUGCCUCCAGAGGCAAGGUGGUGGCUUCAGCAACAACCUGCCUAUAGGUUCCCAAAGGGUCUAGCAUGCGAAGGGUUAAAUGCAUUGGAUGCUGAUGUCGAUCUCCUGAAUGCUGGCACGGAAGAUAUAAAAUCUAAUUGUGGUGAGAUGCAGAAAGAUGGAACUUAUAUGCAUGUUGAGAAUGAAAAGAAUGACAAAUUUGAGAACGUCUGCGAUGCUGAAGGUUCAAACCCAGGGAUAAUGGGCCUGGAUAGUAAGGAUGCAAAAGAAGUUGAGAACAUGGAUAUGAUGGAAAGCUUUGAGCUUGUGGAAAUGAAUCAAUCUGGGAUGUCAGUUUCCAAGCAGACUAAUGAGCUCAGUUUCAAUUUGGAUUCUGCAUGGAUCGGAAAUGGGAAGCCGGAACCAUGGUGGCGCACAUCAGAUAAGAAUGAAUUAGCGUCAUUUGUUGCUAAGAAGUCACUUGACCACAUCGAGAAUUGUGACCUUCCCCCACCUCAAAAUAUGCAUGCCAGGAAACAUCCUUAUUCGUUUAUUGGAUGCUUAGACUGCGAUGAAGUAUUUGAGUCAUCCUUGGAUUGGAAGGUGGAUCCGCUUGGUAUUUUGGGCGAAACCAUCCAGGCAAGAAGUUGUCCUGAAUAUGAUGACCAAAUGUUCAGAAGGCAGUGGGCCCCAGAUGAAGAUGGUCAUUUCCCUCGUGGCUCUGACACAUCAUCCAGUGAAAACAGUCAUGCCACAGCUCGCAAGGGUAAAACUGAAACAUGGGAAGCUGCCGACUGCGAUCCUGCUAAGUCUCAGCUACUGGAAGCACUGUGCCAUUCUCAAACACGUGCAAGGGAAGCAGAGAAGGCAGCAGAGCAAGCACGUGCAGAGAAGGAGCACAUUGUAAAGCUCUUCUUUAGACAAGCCUCUCAGCUUUUUGCCUACAAGCAGUGGUUCCAAUUGCUUCAGCUGGAAACAACCCUCUUGCAGAUGAAGAACACUGACCGGCCAAUUUUCCCGGUGUUCCUUCCUAUGGCACCUAGCAAAGGUAGAAAAAUGCGGAAUAGCUGCGAUAAGGCUUCCAAAGUGAGACGGGGAAAACGUAAGCGUCAAAAGCAUGACGUGACCAAGUAUGCCGUGGUCUUUGCCGUGGGGUUGGGCCUUGUUGGGGCGGGAUUGCUUCUUGGAUGGACGGUUGGGUGGAUGAUACCUCUUUUCUAGCCGGCUGCUGUAUCUUAUGCUUCCUGCAUGGAUUGCCACGCAUGAGAGUGGCAUUGGUGUGUGUCUAUUCCUAACAUUAUCGUACCUUCUUACGGUCUUUGGAGCCUUGUAUAUAAUGCCUAGUCCGAAGAUAAUUUGCAUACUGAGGUGUAUAUCUGUAUAAAAGAAGUGCUUCGUGUCAGGUGGAGAUCUCUGUAUCAGCACAUACCUCAUUUGGAGAUUGUUGCCACACUAUUGUUUCCAACAUUGUGCUCAAGUAGAGCCGCUUGUAACUAGCAAAA
Messenger RNA from Rhodamnia argentea, 1993 nucleotides. RefSeq lists its product as uncharacterized. The transcript has 3 exons. Lineage: Eukaryota; Viridiplantae; Streptophyta; Magnoliopsida; Myrtales; Myrtaceae. Bases 300 to 1712 code for a protein of 470 amino acids. The record is from RefSeq and is a predicted model, not a curated record.